AUGAAUAAGGUCCCAGUUCGAGUCGAUGGGAGAUUCAGGCUCGGAGAUGUGUUAGGUUCAGGCUCAUAUGCUGUUGUAUAUUUGGCACGGAACAUUAUCACUGAUGAUUCUGUUGCCCUCAAACUCGAAACUGUUGUCAACGAUUCAUCUUCUGUUGAGUGUGAAUACCACAUUUUGAAACAACUUGAAGGUGGACUUGGCAUUCCCCGCACCCUCUGGUUCGGUAGAGAGUCAGUAUAUCAUGCUCUGGUUCUUGAACGCCUUGGGCCAUCGCUCCACCAACUCUUCCUCGCAAACAAUCAAAAAUUUGGCCUUCUCGAUGUCGUGAAUAUAGGAGACCAGUUGCUCUCACGUCUUGAGUAUAUACACUCACACAAUUAUGUUCAUGGCGACAUCAAACCGCAGAAUGUCUUGGUGGGUCUCAGAAAUUUGAGGCACACCACCUUCAUCAUCGAUUUCGGUAUCACGAAGACAUACUGGAACACCACAACCAGUGACCAUGUACCAUUUCGCCAUGGUCGACGUCUAUCUGGCACCCCUGCAUUUGCCUCAAUAAACACUCACUUAGGAGUUGAGCCAGGUCGUCGCGAUGAUCUUGAGUCGCUCACUUAUAUGUUAAUCUAUCUCUUAUGUGGCUCUCUUCCGUGGUUAACCAGCGAUGACGAGAAGUUGCCCACCUCUACCAUACUCAAGCGCAAAGCACAUGCUACCAUUGCGGAUAUUUGUCAUGGAAUCCCUGUUGAGUUCGUGACAUUUCUUAUUUACACACACUCUCUAGCAUUUGCAGAGGACCCUGACUACGAUCACCUACGUUCAUUACUUCGUGGUCUUUGUGCCACAUACUGCAGUCACUUUACCCUUGUAUAA
Molecule: messenger RNA, 867 nt
Organism: Suillus discolor
Lineage: Eukaryota; Fungi; Basidiomycota; Agaricomycetes; Boletales; Suillaceae
Product: kinase-like domain-containing protein
Exons: 3
Coding region: 1-867 (288 amino acids)
Biological process (GO): endocytosis; peptidyl-serine phosphorylation; signal transduction
Cellular component (GO): cytoplasm; nucleus
Molecular function (GO): protein serine/threonine kinase activity; ATP binding
Source: RefSeq, a predicted model, not a curated record